This is a messenger RNA of Ooceraea biroi (clonal raider ant), 2023 nucleotides long. RefSeq lists its product as uncharacterized. NCBI's taxonomy places the organism in Eukaryota, Metazoa, Arthropoda, Insecta, Hymenoptera, Formicidae. The record is from RefSeq and is a predicted model, not a curated record.
GGUGGUACACGGGCUAAGAUGACAUUAAAACAUUCGUCAGGACUGAACAGUGAAAAGUGGUCUUACGGAAUAAUAUAUUAUUUUACGAGUCUUUACGCGAUUUAUACGAUAUCAGCGCAGGAGUGCUUCGACGACGGCAACGAAUUCUGCAUCGAUAAAAACGAUUUGCUAUCUGUGGAUCUUUUGCCUGGAUCGUUCCUCUUCAACGAUCAAACAAUCGACAAUGCUUCCAAGACAACGGUAAACGAAAUUGUGGAUGGAUCUUUUGACAAAGCGUUAAAUGAAAUGGAUUAUCACAGGAAAAGAAUGAACGAGUAUCUUUGUCACGGUUACAUGGCAGAAGAGAUAUUCAAGGAAGUGAGCACUCCUCGAGUGAAACGACGUCCCGAAUCUCAGCCGACCAACAGUUUGGACAAUUUCUUAGGUAACGAUAACGUUACGAUUCAUGAUAAACUUCUGGCGGACGAAGGAAGUUCAAAGUACAAGAAUUGGUUGCAACGGACAACAAUGCUGGACGAUGUGUAUCGACACUACGCACCACACAAAAAGAUGAAGAAGAAACAAGAUGUCCAGCACGACGAUGACAUCGAGGAGUUCGAUGGUGAAAUAACGGGUUACGCGAUGCAAGCUCCUUUGCCGUCUGGAAAAGUAGGCUUUUACGAGCCAUCGCCCGAAGAUGACAUGUUGUCGUCGUCGGGACAUCAUACCUUCCAUUACGGACCUGCAUUUGGUCACCAACAUGGCGACUUCGGGCAUCACGGAGAUUUUUUCCCAUCCAUUCACGAGGAGUAUUAUUACGCGCCGCAACAUCACGAUCAUCAUGACGAGGAUUAUCACAAGCCUUCCUACUUCAAAGGAAAAGGCCACGAUCUUUCAAUUAGGGACUUCUUCGAAAUUGCGCUUACUGCGCUUGCUUUCUUGGCAUUCGGUCUAUUCAUCAUUCAAUUAUUGAUGAAUACCACGAAUAAUAAUCCACCUAUGAUGAUGGCCUCUACCGGUAGGCAACGUUUUAAGAGACACGCAAUCCCUCUUCCUUUGUCAACUCCUAGCAACGAGGACUUGAAUGAUUUGUCCUAUCGCGUUUUAAGAUCCAUUGAAGCAGCUAUGGUCGCCGAAGCAGAUUCCGGUAACUGUCUGCGCAGGAUGCUAUGCGAGGAUAAUCGAUACUCUAAGCGGGCCAAUGAUGGCCGUAGGAUUUGGGUUCCCGUUUGGAGCUUAGGUAUGAGUUGGUUGUCGGGUAAAGUGCUACACAAAAAUCCAUGGUCGGCAAUGUUGGAUUCUGUAAAAGCAUCUAUUCUGGGCUUGGGUGGUGUCGAUUGCGCUUCCUUUUAUCCCGGAUGCGAUCUCGAAAAAGAGCGGACUAAAAGACGUCGCAGAAGAAGAAAAUAAUUGUAAUUUCUAGUUGUUUUGUAUCUCGAGUCACAUCUCGAAAGUACUAUUCAGUUAAAAAAUAUUGCAUCGAUUGGAACAAGUAAUCCGAAGACUAAAGUAAUCCAAGAUGAACAAAAGUUCCGCCGCAUGCUGGAACAAUUUUCCAGCCCAAAAUGAUUUGAUGAAUACGAAAAACAUGUGUAUAGUUUUCCAUCACUUUUACUAUUAUUUAUCAAAGUUAUAUGUUAUCGUUAAAUCAUGACGUUUAACAAAUUUCGAUGUUUACAAUUUGUUGCUUGCAAAAUAUAAGUUAAUCAAUAGCGGGAAACACUCAGCGUGCAAGGAUACAAGAGGAAAAGCAUAAGAAAUAAAAUUUGUUGCUCACUUAAAUUUCGUCCUGGAACAUUUUCUAAAUUUGGUGCUCUCGAAAUGAUUUUACACCAAUCUUUUUAUUGUAGUUGGAAAUAUUAAAAUAAAUAACACAUUUGUGAGGGUUUUUUUAAUUCAGUGUGAUUUAAUAUAUGCGUACACAGCGACAUGUGUAUAUCACAUAUAAAUAUAAUUUAUCUAUUUAUUAAUGCUAACAAUUGUGCAAUAAUUGAAUAGAUCCAAUCGAUGUCAUACAAUAAACAUAAUGUAUUGUAUGUAUGUA